Rotaria sp. Silwood2 is the source of this 834-nucleotide messenger RNA. NCBI's taxonomy places the organism in Eukaryota, Metazoa, Rotifera, Eurotatoria, Philodinida, Philodinidae. The record is from the annotation of a GenBank genome assembly.
AUGGCUAUGGCGUCCAACGCUGCUGCAUUAAAAAUAAUUAAUUUCCAAUAUGGCGAUAAAACAUUUCGUUCCAAAUUUUCAACAGAUACAUCUGCUGUAGAACUCGAUGAAGAAAUUCGAAAUGAAUUCAAUAUUGAACUCGGUACUACUUGUGGUUUUGUUGAUAUGGCAGAUAAUACACGUGUUUUAUUAUCGGUUUUGAAACAUUUGCCAAAUGAUGCAAACAUUAUGGUCAUCGUGAAAGAUUCAAAUUCAAGAACAAAUUUGUCCAGUGAUACUCAACGUCUCUCACCUUCGUCAUCAUCAUCAAUAAUUAACAAUUCUGAUGGAAUGAUAACAAUUAUGAAUAGUGUCAAGGAUAUCUCAUCAUCAAGUGAAAGUACAAAUAAUAGUAAAACCAAUUUAACCUAUUAUAGUACUAUUCCUCCAACUGGACAAAAACAACAUGUUAAUGCCAAUACAACAACGAAAGUUCGUAAAACAAAAGUAGCAAUGAAUCAAAAGGUAUAUUAUUUUCUUGAAACCUAUGCUGGCAUUGAACGAAUGAAUUGCAUUGAUGUUUCAAAACAAAUCAUGGCACGAUUGGAUAUUAAGAUUUAUGAAUUAUACAAUUUAUUGAAAUAUAUUAGAAAUAAGGUAGAUAUACCUUCGUUAAACAUGAACAAAACAAAUGCAGCUAAUAUUAUCGUCAAACUUCACGAUACGGAUUAUUUAAAUUCUCGAAAUAAAUGUCGUCGUCAAAAACGUGCUCAAUUACGUGCUUUAGAAUGUCUUGCUUAUUCAUCGACAUUAUUCUGUUUACGAGCCCAAAAUGAUUACGAUCAACAAGCUUAA